Leptidea sinapis is the source of this 627-nucleotide messenger RNA. Its product is annotated as sodium channel protein Nach-like. Gene Ontology annotation, biological process: sodium ion transport. The transcript has 5 exons. Lineage: Eukaryota; Metazoa; Arthropoda; Insecta; Lepidoptera; Pieridae. The record is from RefSeq and is a predicted model, not a curated record. Gene Ontology annotation, cellular component: membrane. Gene Ontology annotation, molecular function: sodium channel activity. The coding region runs from base 56 to 619 and encodes 187 amino acids.
UGUCGAUACAAGAAAAUGUCUCUUUCAUGAUGAACGUGAAGCAAAGUUCAACAAGAUGUAUUCAAUGAGUGCUUGUAUUGUGAACUGUCGGAUUAAGACUUUGCAGUCUUUGUGCAAAUGUACGCCAUACUACUUGCCAGUGCCCAGGAGUGAGGGUCCUGUCUGCUUGUUUCAUAACCUGAGGUGUCUCAAUAAAUAUAAAGAGAAACUAUUCUAUCUUUACCCAUAUGACGCUACGGUCACAGAUGGUCUUGAAUUGGAACUCCAUUAUUCACUGAACUGUCCGGAGUGUUUGGCAGAUUGUGAACACACCCAGCAUUAUAUACAACAUUCCAAAAUUCCUCUUAUUAAUUCUGACUUUCCAAAAAAGGAGUUUAAAAGAUCAUUAAGCGCAAAUAUAGAUAUGACGAACAAAAUUUUGCUUUUGAUAUACCAAAUCUCAGCGGAUGGUAUAUUGAAUCGACUGGAUGUUGUUUCGUACUGGUUUGAAAUUUUGAGUAAUAUUGGCGGCUUUAUCGGUAUUUUGGUUGGAUUCUCCACUGUAAGUGUCCUGGAAAUUAUUUAUUUUUUUGUAAUAAGAUUCUCUAUUCGGUUGUUUAAAUUUUAUUUUGAUAAAUAAAUGUUAGC